GAAACCGAUACGGUACGGCGUUUCCAGGCAGCAGGUGGCCGAACACCCCAAAACGUGAAUGGGAUGGGUGGCCAUUCCUAUUCUCGUCAACCAUUUAUUUAUUUACAAUUUUCAAGAAGUAUUUGAAGAAGAAACGAAACCACAAUUUUCCUUAUCGAUUCAAUAGCUCACGAACAAAAUCUAACAAGUAAAAGCAUAUUCGUCUUCCUGUCCGUCGGAUUCUCCUCAUAACAGGGUUUGAAAUAUAAGAUUUGUUGGCCUUCAGUUGGCGUCGUGAAUUGCUAGAGAAGAGCUUUGCAAUUUUAUGCAUACACGGGGAUUUUGAGUUGGUAAAGAAACGUAUGAUGUUGACCCCGAAGAAGAAAUGGUUGAUUGCUCUUGGGGUAGUUGGAGCUUCAUCUUAUGGUGCAUACAGAGUGUAUUAUUCGAGAAAGACGAGGAGAAUCAUGAAGCUAUUGGGAGCGUUAUCAUCCAUCUGUGAAAUGAUGUCUGAAUCGGCCGAGGCUGUUAGUAUCAUCUCCAAGGAUUUGAAGGGAUUUCUUCAAUCUGAUUCUGAUGAAAUCCCUAACAGUUUGAAGCAAUUGUCUAAAAUUGCUCAGUCUGAAGAGUUUUCCAAGUCACUGUGCAGACUCUCAGAGAGUGUAACCUAUGGGGUUUUGAGGGGAUACAAUUCACACGAAAAAAGUACUGAAAUUGAAGAGGUAAAAAGCUCAACAUUUUUAGACAAGCUUAUGGAUAAGCUGAUUAGUAGUUCGGGAGCUGGUUUUGUUUCAGUAGUCGUUGGUAGUUUUGCUAAGAAUUUGGUCACAGAGGUUUACUCACACACCCAAUCCCAUUCAUCCAGUUUACCAGGGUGGGUAGAUUUACUUUGUGAUGAUCGCUUCAAGAUAGUAAUAGCUGAAUGCAUAAAAACCUUUGUUAGCACGGCUGUCACCAUUUAUCUUGACAAAACAAUGCAUAUUAACUUCUAUGAUGAUUUGUUCUCUGGUAUGACUAAUCCUAAGCACAAAUCCGAAGUGAGAGACGCGAUUGUUUCCCUUUGUAAUGGAGCAGUUGAAACUUUGGUGAAGACAUCCCACCAAGUAACAGACAAGCAAAGUAAGGGGUUAUGGUUGAGCAAUGUGUCGUCCACUUUGGCAGUGCCAAGAAAUAGGAGGUUUGUGCUUGAUGUUACUGGAAGGGUGACAUUCGGGACUGUAAGGUCUAUAGUGGAGUUCGUAAUGUGGAAGAUGUCCGAAAGCCUGAAAGCAAGUGUUGAUGUGGUCAAACAAGAAGUUUUCCAGAGGGGAACUGAUGGCAUGAGAUACAUUUGUGCCAAAUCAUCUGUUAUCCUUGCGAUAUGCUUUGCAUUGGUAUUGCAUGUGAUUGGUAGUACUCAUACCCUGUUGCGUGCCCAGAUCUGAUCUGAUCCAUGUGUACUGUUGAUGAUGAUGAACAACACUAGAUGAACUUGCAUUUGUUAAGUUCUUGCGUGUGUGUGUCUAUAUAUAUCAUUGAAGGGAAACAAUUGUGCCUUUAGUUUAUUGUGGUCAUAUUCAAACAGCAAGUAAUAUGGCACGAUGCUCUGUUUUUACCUGGUUCCAUGGGUAGAUAAUCUGUACCAAUAUCUUAUGUAAAAGCAUAAAAUGACUAAAAAUAACUACGGGGUGUUAAUAUUUCUA
This is a messenger RNA of Cuscuta europaea, 1661 nucleotides long. The record is from the annotation of a GenBank genome assembly. NCBI's taxonomy places the organism in Eukaryota, Viridiplantae, Streptophyta, Magnoliopsida, Solanales, Convolvulaceae.